This is a messenger RNA of Sodiomyces alkalinus F11, 3066 nucleotides long. Its product is annotated as putative ABC transporter. The transcript is spliced from 2 exons. NCBI's taxonomy places the organism in Eukaryota, Fungi, Ascomycota, Sordariomycetes, Glomerellales, Plectosphaerellaceae. The record is from RefSeq and is a predicted model, not a curated record. Gene Ontology annotation, molecular function: ABC-type transporter activity; ATP hydrolysis activity; ATP binding. Bases 1 to 3066 code for a protein of 1021 amino acids.
AUGGCCAGCGAUCGAAUACAACAGCGAGUCUUGCUUCCUCAAGCUCCCUUUCUACCAGUUUGGGACCCCCUAGGACCGACGUUCCUCGACACAGAAGCAUGCCUAUGCGCUCUCCGAACAUCGCCCGAACAAGGCAGCAACAGCGCCGCCUGGCAGUGCAUCGGGAACCAGACCCAAAACAUCUACGCCGUCACCUCGGGCAAGUGGUUCCACACUGCCAAUGGAGGCACCAACGUGAACCUCUCCAUCAACGAUGCCUCCAACCCGCCACAAACCAGCAGGCCGCUCCACUUCAACGCAAAUGCCCAAGCCUUCACACCUCUUACCCAAGAGAGGAGAAGCUCCAUGACCAUCUGGGAUCGUCAUUGUACCGCUGAGAACAAGUCGACCUUCUCCACCGCUUUCUACCGCUCCUGGAGAGCCUAUCAGCGGGAUGAAGUUCCCAUCGACGGUUUCCCCUGUUGGCGCCCUGAUGCUCUCUUGCUACCCGUUCGUCUGCAGUCCCCCGAGGACUGGUUGAAGGACGGCUGCCGGGAAGGCUUUCUCUGCGCCAACAAUACCGUCAAUUCUCUACCACAAUACUGCCCACCCCUCACCCAAUGCCAGCAGGCGAGACUCGUCGGCGAGGCAUGCGUCUUCGAGGGCCGGAACGUUGGCAUGGGCCCCUUCGAACCCAUUAUCUGCCAACCGGGAUGGUACUGCCCGAAAUCCAGCAACGGCAACGUCACCCUUCCGUGCCCGGCCGGAUCAUACUGUCAGCCCGGGGCCGCGACACCCACUCCUUGCGCCUUUGGCAGCUCAUGCCCAGAAGGCUCCCAAAACGAGCUCUUCCUGAUACCCAUUGCUCUUCUGGGCCUGAUCGACCUCAUCGUCCUCGUUGCCCUUCUCUUUUUUUUCUUCCGCAAGAGGUCGAAGAAGAAGAGUCAGGAGAAGACGUCCUCAUCCGAACGGGCCCUGCAUGUUCCCUUCCUGGGCGGCAAACCCAAGGGGAUGAGCGACGUCAAAGCCGCCAUCACCGGUUACCGGCAAAUCGACGACGAAAACGAAGACGGAGAUCACGAGAUGAUGCCGCUGGAAGCCACCUACAUGCCGGGUCGUGAUGGGUGGACGGGUUUUCAGGCCGCGCUGGACGACGACAUCCCCGCGCUGCGACGAGCCGACACGAUCAACCCGCAGCUCAAGUCUUUCAUCGAGUCGAUGCAGAAGGCCACAAACGCCAUCGACCUCGGCUUGUCCUUCACCUACGACAACCUCAGCUUCCAUCCCAAGUCCAGUCCUCGGCCCAUCCUGCAGAACGUGACCGGUUCGAUCCAUCGCGGUUCGCUCGUCGCCGUCAUGGGCGGCUCCGGCGCCGGCAAGUCCACCUUCGUCAACGUGCUCAUGGGAAAGACGACCAACACGGGUGGCUCCGUCACCGUCAACGACAUCCCGGGCAAGAUCAAACGGUACAAGAAGAUCAUCGGCUACGUGCCCCAGGACGACAUCGUCCUUCCGGAACUCACCGUCUACGAAAACAUCGUGCACUCGGCCAAGGUCCGGCUGCCGAGCUCGUGGCGCGAUGCCGAGAUCGAGGCCCACGUCGACUCGGUCAUCGACUGUCUGGAACUCUCGCACGUGCGCGACUCGCUCGUCGGCAGCGUGGGCAAACCCGUCAUCAGCGGCGGCCAACGCAAGCGCGUUAGUAUCGGAAUGGAACUGGCGGCAGCGCCCAUGGCCAUCUUCCUGGAUGAGCCCACGAGCGGCCUCGACGCCACGGCCGCGUCGUCCAUCAUGCGCACCCUCAAGGCCCUGGCCCGUCUGGGCAUCUCGGUCAUCGUCAUCAUCCACCAACCUCGCAUGGAAAUCUUCGAGAUACUCGACAGCCUCAUCCUGCUCGGCAACGGACAGACCAUCUACGAAGGACCCGAAGCCGAUGUGCAGCGCUACUUUGAGGGCAUAGGCUUCCAGUUCCCGCCGCACGUCAACCCGGCCGACGUGGUGACCGAUAUCAUCACGGGCAACGGCCGCACGUACAAGAAGAUUGGCGACAUUUCCAAGGACGCCCUAAUCUCUCACUGGGCCGCCACGCGCAAAGCCCGGACGACGUUUGGAGUACCGGAAGGCCAAGGCGGAGAAGACGCCGACGCCGAGGCUGACGACGACCGCCGCUCGCCCCUCUCGGUCACGCCGUCUGAUACGCGAUCCAACCGUAAAUCCCUCCGCAUCAUCCUCCGACGCCGUGGCGCCACCCGCGUCAACCAAAUCUGGCUCUGUCUGCGCCGCGCGAUGCUUCAGCAAUACCGCCUCAAAUCCGCCUUCUUUUUCGAGAUGGGCCUCGCCGCACUGGCCGGCUUCCUCCUCGGUCUCGCCCAACAACCGCGGGGCGGCGUCCUCUUCACGGGGUUCUACCUGCCCCCGUACCAGGACCUCUCCCUCUCCGUCAACCUCGGCGGCGCGUCCCAGCUGCCCCUCCUCAAAGCCAUCGCCAUCGGUCUCAUCUGCGGUGCCCCGGGCGUGAAGGUGUUCUCGGAGGAGAUGCUCCUGCAACGGCGCGAGGCCGAGGCAGGCCACUCCCGACUGGCAUACUUCCUGGCCAAGACCAUCUCGGUCCUCCCGCGCCUUCUGCUGGGGUGCCUGCACUUCACCACCCUCGUCUUCAUCCUCGCGCGGCCCGUCAUCCCUUGGGGCAUCGGGCUCGCCACCAACCUGCUGUACUUUUAUAGUAUCUAUGGGUUGGCGAGCUGCGUGAGCAUGGUCGUCCGUCGCGAGGACGCGCCCCUCAUGUCCACCAUGACGAGCCUGGUCGUCGGUCUCCUGUCGGGCGCGGCGCCGUCGCUGGCCAGCGUCAAGAGGUGGCGGCUCGAGUGGCUCUGGCGCGCGUCGCCCGGCGUUUGGUUCGCCGAGAUCUAUUUCAGCCAGCUGGUGGAGCCGUUUGCGUACCUUUACAACGUUGAAUGGGCGGCUGCUGUCAUGGGGUAUUCCCUGGGCAACCUUACGAUGAAUAUGCUGGUUUUGUUGGCCAUUGGGACUGCGUACCGACUCAUUGCGUUUGCCCUCCUUUUCGUAGGAAAGCGAAUGCGUGUGUGA